Olea europaea var. sylvestris is the source of this 2818-nucleotide messenger RNA. Its product is annotated as probable E3 ubiquitin-protein ligase XBOS32. Bases 1090 to 2625 code for a protein of 511 amino acids. The transcript has 10 exons. Gene Ontology annotation, molecular function: protein binding. The record is from RefSeq and is a predicted model, not a curated record. NCBI's taxonomy places the organism in Eukaryota, Viridiplantae, Streptophyta, Magnoliopsida, Lamiales, Oleaceae.
AUGUGAAUAAUUACAAGAACCAAUGAUGAAGUGCCCACUUUCUCUUGCAGGCCCGUUUGUUUGAUGUUGGCCUGGUGUUGCCGCAGAACUCGUUGUCCCUCCCCUUUAACACCCUGUUUGUCUGCUGUUGGUCUGAGGUUGCCGAUGAAUUCGCUGUCCAUUCCCUUUGACACCUUUCUUAACUUUUACAACCACACACCCACAAUACCCAGUUAUAUUAUUGAUAUAGAUAUUUCGAUCCGUAUAUACGGUAGUCAAUCAGAAUUUUAAGCAUUCAUUUCAAGAAACAUUUUUAUUAUUAGGAAAAAGAAGAGAGAUAUUUGUGGGAUCGCUGUCUGUCAUUUAAUGUUAUUAACCUCGUUUUUUUAAAAAGGAGUAUCUUGGGGGUUUGGAGGCGGUUUGUUUAAGAGGUUAUGUGAAAUAUGGGCUUCAUAUUUAUUAAGCAUGUAAAUCUUGGUGGUGGGUUUUUGUUCUGAAAUUUUCCCGGAAAAUUUGGAAUCUGGGUAUUCUUGAUAUUCAGGCAAAUUUCUGGUGAGAUUUGAAAACUAUCUAGAGUUUCCGGGAAUUUUUUCACAUGAGCUCUGCACAAUCUUGAUUCUGAGGGAAUUAGGUUACAAAUAUUUGGUAAAAUAUUUUAUUUUUCCGUUCCAGCUCUGUUUUUUGUUGGUCUUUUGCGGUUGACAAGUUCAAUUUGAUUUGUAUCGAAAACUGUCAUUAUCAAGAUUGAAUAUUUUAUUUCUUGAAAGAUCAAAAUGCAAUUGCAAAUGGGAUUAUGGUGUUGAAAUUAUCCACCCGUGUCUUUUGGAGAGAAGUAAAGAUUGGAGUUUCAAUCAGAGUUCAGUGAAAUUCCAACAGUUCCUCCAAAUUAUUUUUGGAUUUUAUCACUGGUAAAAAUUGGCUCAAAUGUUGUUACAGAUUGGUAAGAAACGAGGAAAUUGUGAGCACAAAAAAGUUGAUAAAUUGGUGAGAUUCCUCAUAUUGUACGAGGAUCAAGGAACCAGGUGUAUAAGGGUGUCUAUAGGGUUAUUUUAGUUUUUGUAACCGAAAAGGGAUUCAGCCUCAAUUUUGUAUUUGAGGAAUUGUAAAUAUAUGGUAAGUAUGAGAUUGUUAAGUCUUAUGGGUAAUUCUUUUGGAUGUUCUGCAUCUGGGGAGCGUCUAGUUUCUGCAGCAAGAGACGGGGAUCUUCAAGAAGCCAAGGCUUUAUUGGAGUAUAAUCCUCGCCUUGUGAGGUAUUCGACCUUUGGUGUUCGCAAUUCUCCCCUACAUUACUCGGCUGCUCAAGGUCACCAAGAGAUUGUUUCCCUCUUAGUUGAAUCGGGAGUUGAUAUUAACCUCAGGAACUAUCGCGGGCAGACUGCUCUGAUGCAAGCUUGUCAAUACGGUCAUUGGGAGGUUGUUCAGACUCUGAUUCUAUUCAAAGCCAAUAUCCACAGAGGUGAUUAUCUUAACGGAGGAACUGCACUUCACUUAGCUGCUCUGAAUGGCCAUUCCCGAUGUAUCCGGCUUCUCCUUGCUGAUUACAUUCCUAGCAUUCCUAAUUUUUACAGCAUCUUAAGGAAAAGAUCAAAAAAUGAUGCAUCUAUUUCGGAAAUUGAUGAUAGUGCACUCUAUGAGGUCAUUAAUAGACCUGCAGAUGGCGGCAUCACUGCUCUCCAUAUGGCUGCACUUAAUGGGCACGUUGAAACCGUUCAACUCCUCCUGGAUUUAGGGGCUUCCAUAUCCAAGGUCACUGUGGAAAAUGGAACUACAAUUGAUUUAAUUGGUCCAGGAAGCACACCCCUCCAUUAUGCUGCUUGUGGUGGUAGUGCACAGUGCUGUCAGCUUUUGAUUUCAAGGGGUGCCAGUCUGACUGCAGAAAAUGCUAAUGGUUGGACGCCCUUGAUGGUUGGCCGUUCUUGGCAUAGAGAUUCGCUCGAGGAAAUUCUUAGCAGGAGUCCAGAAAGCCAACCACAACUUAGUCCUUCACCAUAUUUAUGUCUUCCUCUUAUGAGCAUCGUUAAUAUCUCUAGAGAAUGUGGAUGGAGAGGCAACGACACGCUGUCCACAUGCGUAGAUCCUUGUGUUGUUUGCUUGGAAAGGAAAUGCACAGUUGCUGCAGAAGGUUGUCUCCAUGAGUUCUGCACGCAUUGUGCUUUGUAUCUAUGUUCCACAAAUAGCAUCUCUACUGUUUCUCACGGUUCCCCGGGCUCAAUUGCUUGCCCACUCUGCCGGCAUGGUAUAGUUUCUUUCGUUAAGCUUCCGGACACAAGGUCAAUAUGCAAGGAUAUUUCAAGAACAAGUUUGUCCUUGACUUUUUGCACUUGCUCGACUGGGGUUCCUGAACCCACUUUAUUGGAAACCCCAUUAUGCAAGCCGGAUUUCUCGUGUGCUCGGAUCUCCCCUCUCGGUUCUUCUUUCCGCUCGCUUAGUUGCCAAAGGUUUCCAUCCAUGAAACUCCGACCAAGCCUUUGUAUGGGAGCUUCAGACCCUGCUCCUCCUUUGGUUCCAAGAUCAGUCGGCCGUAACUUGAGGAAUCAACUGGUUAGAUGUUCAAGAUCCGGCUUUAGGCGUUCCAGCUCUGAGAAUGAAGGUAGAAGAUGGUUAUGCUCUUUUAGUCAAUCUAUGGAAACUGGAAGCACCUGUUGAAGAUUAAUGGAUUCAGGAGAACUUAUAAUCUACGUCUGCACAUUGACUUUUUAUAUAUUUUUUUUUUGAAAAAUUGGUAAAUUAUUGCCAUUAUUUUUGUUCAAAAGAUGUUAAUAGCAUGUUUGGUGAAAAUUUGUGUAAAUGUGGAAUCUCGUAUCAUAUCUCUACAAUCUUACAAGUUUAUACGCUUGAA